AUGGCAGUCUGGCAAGUUUUUCUAAAGCUUCUUCUGACAAGUGGCAUCGCCCAAGUGGUCGCGUGGGUGCUACCGAUAGAGCCAAGAACAAAAAAGACCGCUCUUUCCACCCUAAAAAACGGGUGUCAGUCGAACCGUCGAGCGCUCUUGACGAGUGCUUUUACAACCUCUGCUGCCGCCUUUAGUGUUCUCUCAUUCCCCAACCAUGCAGCCGCUGCUACACGGGCUGUUGGUAGCGGAGAAAUUGCAUGUAGGGAGGCCGGUGAUUGCCUUCAAAAGGGUGAAUGGGAUGGAGCUGUGGGAUGGAACUGGGGCGGCAAGGAUCGCUGUGAUGCUUCCGAUCCCCAAUGCGGACCCGAUGGAAAAUUGCGGGGCGAAAUCGUGGGCAAAAGUGUUCCGCCCGAAAUUUCACAAAUCACCUGCGUGGCGGUGAUUCGUAUAGACGUUGGUCGCGAAGAGUCCGGUGUUUUGAGAUUGGGUUUCUACGGAAAAGACGCCCCUGCUUCCGUAGAGCAGUUGGCAAGCUUUUUGUCGGAGGGUCUUGAGACUCUAGCGAGCAACGGAAAUAGGCUAGGCUCAACCAGUAUUCCAGUGUCGCUAACUUGUGGUGGUGUAAUUGAUACUAUUGUGCCGGGCUCGGUGGUUGAUUUUGGUGUGCCAUCGCAAACGUUCGCUUAUGGGCGAAGUCGAGGCAUGUCAAGGGUCGACAACUUUGUAGUACAGCCCCGCCCGAAAGCAACCGCUACCGCCGGUGACAAGAGCGUUCGAUCGCAUGAUGCUGCAGGACUCGUUUCGGUAUCACUCAAAGGACUGGGCUAUGGGGGGACCGGGUUUGAAUCCGAUGACGAGGCGUUCGAAAGUUCCUUUUUAAUCACAGCCGAUGCAGUGCCGUCUCUCGAUAAAACACGAAGGGUUGUCGGGCAGGUUUUGGAUGCAUCCAGUAUGGCCUUCUUGGAACGUCUCGCUUCGCUUCCGACAAAGCGUGGGAUACGCGGUGUGAUUCCUGGACAAACGUCCGGUCCACCCUUACUCAAGACGGUGGUGCGCGAAGUCGCUGUGUCUCGCGUGACAGAUCCUUCUCUGAGUAGCUAG
This is a messenger RNA of Phaeodactylum tricornutum CCAP 1055/1, 1092 nucleotides long. RefSeq lists its product with no specific name. Gene Ontology annotation, molecular function: peptidyl-prolyl cis-trans isomerase activity. The record is from RefSeq and is a predicted model, not a curated record. The coding region runs from base 1 to 1092 and encodes 363 amino acids. The transcript has a single exon. Lineage: Eukaryota; Bacillariophyta; Bacillariophyceae; Surirellales; Neidiaceae. Gene Ontology annotation, biological process: protein peptidyl-prolyl isomerization.